AUGCUCUUUGCCAAUCUGGAUGUAACUAUGGGAGCAUUGUCUUGGAAUCUCGUCCACCUCGCCGAUAACCCGAAUGCCCAGAGCGAAUUGAGGACUGGACUAGUCCAACUUGCCACCAAAGCUGAAUGUCAAAGAUACAUUCAGAGCUCCGAUACCCUGCUGGCGGCUUAUCGUUUGAUCGACGAGUACAACAUCCCCGCAAGGACCAACCUUGUGGUCGACACCUAUGCACUCGAUAUCAAAAACGAAUACUGGGGAGCUGAUCGCGAUGUUUAUCGACCAGGGCGGUUUACAGGCCUGACUCGCUCCGAUCUUCGCUACCGAUUUUGGCGCUUCGGCUUUGGUCCGCGACAAUGUCUGGGGAAAUACGUCGCCGAUUUGAUACUGCGGACUAUCUUGGCGACGAUGGUACGCAAAUUCACUCUACAUAUCCCCAUGUACGAGUCAAGAUGUUGGGAGAGAGACAAAGAGGCUUGGGUUAGUAGACCUGAGAUCAAGUUGGAGUUGGAAGAGAUUUAG
Messenger RNA from Exophiala mesophila, 519 nucleotides. RefSeq lists its product as uncharacterized. The record is from RefSeq and is a predicted model, not a curated record. The coding region runs from base 1 to 519 and encodes 172 amino acids. Lineage: Eukaryota; Fungi; Ascomycota; Eurotiomycetes; Chaetothyriales; Herpotrichiellaceae. The transcript has 2 exons. Gene Ontology annotation, molecular function: heme binding; oxidoreductase activity, acting on paired donors, with incorporation or reduction of molecular oxygen; iron ion binding.